Molecule: messenger RNA, 1760 nt
Organism: Glycine soja
Lineage: Eukaryota; Viridiplantae; Streptophyta; Magnoliopsida; Fabales; Fabaceae
Product: heat stress transcription factor A-4a-like
Exons: 3
Coding region: 374-1582 (402 amino acids)
Biological process (GO): regulation of transcription by RNA polymerase II
Cellular component (GO): nucleus
Molecular function (GO): RNA polymerase II cis-regulatory region sequence-specific DNA binding; DNA-binding transcription factor activity
Source: RefSeq, a predicted model, not a curated record
AAAUUUAUUCCUGUGGUACCCCCCCUUCCUUUCCAAAUCAACCAUGCGUUGACCCUCCGUUCAACCCCAAUAACAAAACUGGAAAAUUGAAGAAAUGAUCCAAACAAUUGGAAAUUUGGAAUCACCCAGAAACAGAAAAAGAGCUCUUCUUUCUCUUCAAUGCGAUUUCUCAUCUUUCUCUCCUCGCUUUCCUUUUUCAGGUCAGAUUUGGAAAGAAAAAAAAGUUUCUUUUUUUGAGGGGUGUUCUAUGUAAAGUCCCAGUGGGGAUUGAGGGUUGACUUCUUUUGAAAGUUUGGAAAUUGAUUGGUGAUUGGGUUUUGAAUUGGGGAGGUUGAGAUUUGUGAGUAGGGUUGAUUGAGGUUUGGUUUGAGCGAUGGAUGAUGCACAGGGUAGUUCAAAUUCUCUGCCCCCUUUCCUGGCAAAGACUUAUGAGAUGGUGGAUGAUCCUUCCACGGAUUCGGUUGUUUCGUGGAGUGUCACUAGCAAGAGUUUCAUUGUAUGGAAUCCCCCAGAAUUUGCCAGGGAUUUGCUGCCUAGAUUCUUUAAGCACAACAACUUCUCAAGUUUCAUCAGGCAGCUGAACACAUAUGGAUUUAAAAAAGUUGACCCAGAACAAUGGGAAUUUGCCAAUGAUGACUUUGUCAGAGGGCAACCUCAUCUUAUGAAGAACAUCCAUAGACGGAAGCCUGUUCAUAGCCAUUCUUUGCAGAAUCUCCAAGCACAAGGCCCACUAGGGGAAUCAGAAAGGCAGAGUUUUACUGAUGAAAUAGAGAAGCUUAAGCAUGAUAAAGAGCAACUUCUCGUGGAAUUACAGAAAUACCAGCAUGAGUGGCAGGCAUAUGAGAUACAAAUACAUUGCUCAAAAGAUCGGUUGGAAAAGUUGGAACAGAAUCAACAAAGGAUGGUUUCUUCUGUUUCUCAUGUAUUGCAGAAACCUGUGAUUUCUGUAAAUAUCUUGCCUCUGACAGAAACCCUGGAUAGAAAACGAAGGUUGCCAAGAAGUGGCCACUUUUAUGAUGAAGAUGGCGUUGAAGAUGCCAUUGAAACUUGCCAAAUGUUACCAAGAGAAAAUGCAGACCAUACCACUGUCUUGACAUUAAAUGUGGAGCGACUGGAUCAGCUUGAAUCAUCCAUGGCGUUUUGGGAGGCUAUUGUACAUGAUAUUGGUGACACCUUCGUUCAAAUUCAGUCAAGUAUGGAUUUGGAUGAAUCUACAAGUUGUGCUGAUAGUCCAUCUUUAUCUUGUGCGCAAUUAGAUGUUGAAGUUCGGCAUAAGUCACCGGGAAUUGACAUGAACUCUGAGCCAACUACAGCUGCUGUUCCUGAGCCUGUUGCAUCAAAAGAACAACCUGCGGGAACCACUGUUGCAGCAACUGGUGUUAAUGAUGUAUUCUGGGAGCAGUUCUUGACAGAGGAUCCUGGUGCAUCAGAAACACGGGAAGUGCAGUCAGAAAGAAAGGAUUAUGAAGGCAGAAAGAAUGAAGGAAAACCCAGCGACCUUAACAAAUUUUGGUGGAACAAACGGAAUGCAAAUAAUCUUCCAGAACAGAUGGGGCAUGUUGGUCAAGCAGAGAAAACUUAGUAGCAAUUGAUUAUUCUUCUUGCUUGUACUGUUCUAUAAUCACAUGUAAUAAAUAUAGGUAUGCACAGUUCUUUUUUAUUUUCUCUACAAUAGAUACAUAUUCCAUAUUUUGAGUGGGAUGAAUGUUGCAUCCUUCAUUGAUUCAUUAGUUAAGUAUGCUGCUCUUUUGUCUAUUUUA